Molecule: messenger RNA, 1142 nt
Organism: Phoenix dactylifera (date palm)
Lineage: Eukaryota; Viridiplantae; Streptophyta; Magnoliopsida; Arecales; Arecaceae
Product: binding partner of ACD11 1-like
Molecular function (GO): RNA binding
Source: RefSeq, a predicted model, not a curated record
UAUAAAAGGUCCGUCCGGCGAGAGACGAUGGAGACAUCCCCACGCUCUCUUCUCGGCGCCCUCAGGAAGCUUCUUUCUUUCUAUUUUUCUUUCUUCUUUCUUCAAGAUUAGGGUUUCUGGAGAGAGAGUAGCUCCGAUGUCGGUAAGGACUGUGAAGGUCAGCAAUCUUUCCCUCACUGCAUCUGAGCAGGAUGUCAAGGAGUUCUUUUCCUUUUCUGGAGACAUCGAAUAUGUUGAGAUGCGUAGUGGGGAUGAAUGGUCACAAAUUGCAUACGUCACUUUCAAAGAUUCUGAGGGAGCAGAGACUGCACUACUUCUAUCGGGUGCAACAAUAGUUGAUCUGUCUGUCAUCAUUACACCAGCCCCAGAUUACCUAUUACCUCCUAUUGCUUCAGCUCCACCACUGUCCAAAGAUGCUAAAGCCCCUGGUGGUUCUGGAUCUGCUGUUCAAAAGGCUGAAGAUGUUGUCACCAGCAUGCUUGCCAAGGGUUUUAUCUUAGGCAAAGAUGCUGUAGGCAAAGCAAAAUCUUUUGAUGAGAAACACCAACUCACAUCCACAGCCGGUGCCAAGGUGGUGUCUUUUGACAAGAAAAUUGGUCUUAGCGAGAAGAUCAGCAUGGGAACCUCAGCUGUCAAUGAAAAAGUCAAGGGAAUGGAUCAGAAAUUCCAGGUCUCUGAGAAGACUAAAUCAGCCUUUUCUGCUGCCGAGGAGAAAGUUAGCAGUGCAGGUUCAGCAAUCAUGAAGAACAGGUUUGUAUUCACUGGGGCUUCAUGGGUGACUGGUGCCUUCAAUAAGGUUGCCAAGGCUGCGAGCGAUGUCGGGUCAAAGACAAAAGAGAAAGUUGUAGCGCAAGAGCAAAAGAAGGGACUGGAGGGUGAGUUCGCCCAGGUUCCUCUAUCUGAGACUGCAAAAUCUGCUUCCAGUGAGCAUUCUUCCAAGCCUGCACCUGCCCAAGGAUUGAUUCUUUAAGGGCACCUCUUCAAGCAAAUUCUUCUCUCUCUGUGGCUGCCAUUGUUAUGUUUAUAAAGGUCAUGCAACCUGGUGUUCUUGAGCUGACUACUGGCAUGUAUUUCUCUAGUGUAGGGUGUUGGCAACGUUCAUACCUUUAAUUAGAAUUGCUUGGCCGACCAUUUGAGUAUUA